Mycena indigotica is the source of this 300-nucleotide messenger RNA. RefSeq lists its product as uncharacterized. The record is from RefSeq and is a predicted model, not a curated record. NCBI's taxonomy places the organism in Eukaryota, Fungi, Basidiomycota, Agaricomycetes, Agaricales, Mycenaceae. The transcript has 3 exons. The coding region runs from base 1 to 300 and encodes 99 amino acids.
AUGCAAGGGUGUUCCAAGGAUGAGGUCUUCGAUGCAAGCGCCAACACGUCCUUUAACUCAGCAUUCUUGAACUCAAUUCAUCCGCAUCUUUUCGCCCAUUACUGUCAAUCCUCAUCGGUCCGAGCUUUCCGUCAGGAUGUGGAGAAGACUACCAGUAUGCCGCUCUGCAAAUCUUCGCCUCGAAACCCCUCCAAUUGGUCUCUAUGGAUCCGGGUGGCAUUCGGGUUCCAUACAACGUCGCAUCGGAAUACCUCCUACCCGUGGGUCAACUUUCAAUAUUUCAAUCCGGAAGGUAGAUGA